This is a messenger RNA of Linum tenue, 1322 nucleotides long. The record is from the annotation of a GenBank genome assembly. NCBI's taxonomy places the organism in Eukaryota, Viridiplantae, Streptophyta, Magnoliopsida, Malpighiales, Linaceae.
CUUGCCAUUCCUACAUCCCAUAUGUCCCCUCCAACUUCACACAUAGCCCAUACCAUAAACACUGUGCCAAAGGGCCAGAGAGGCUGAUAACAAACCAUGUUCUUUCUCCCACCGAAGGCAGCCGUAAUCUUAUCCACCUCGGUCGCCGCCGCCGCGGUGGCCGUGAUGGGAACCAUGUUACUAAAAACUCACCAUGACCACAACCUCCAUCUCUCUUCUUCUCCGCCACCGCUGCUGCUCACCUUCCUCCUCCACAGCAGCUCCGACGCCCUGUCCUCGUGGCUCACGCCCCCUUUUCUCUACCUCCUGGUCAACGCCAUCAUCAUCUCCAUCCUCGCUUCCUCCAAGCUCCAGUACUCCAAGACCGCCGCUUCUUCUAGCCCUGCUGCUGAUGACGUGUCAUUAUCAGGGUACGGUGGCUUCUCGGAGACCGAGGUGAUGAGUAGGAGUAGUGAUCUUGCGGAAGGGGGUCAGCUAGAAGAGCCGCCGGUGGAUGGUCAGAAGGCCACGGAGAGAGAGGAGGAUCAUGCACCGGCGUCGUCGGUCGUACCGCAUGGCGGUUGGGAUGACCGCCACCGUCGUGACAUGGCCGCCGCCACCGCGGAUGAUGAGUACUCCGGUGGCGGCGGUCUUACGAGAGAAGAGGAUAGAGAAGCCAAGCCUCCGGUUUCCUCCACGUUUGUACCCCGGAAAUCUGCACCACCACCCAACGGAUCAGCUACCAGCUUUAGUCAUCGGUCCAAAGGCGGCAGCGGUAGUAAGGCGGCGGCGGCGGGAUUGGGGAUAUCGAAGUCGGGGAGGCGGGACGAGACGCUGGAGAGCACGUGGAAGAUGAUAACGGAAGGGCGCCGCGUGCCGUUAACUCGACACCUCAAGAAAUCGGACACGUGGAACACGGGACACGUGGCGGCCCCGUCGUCGUCGGCGGGGAAGGUGAUGAAGAAAUCCGAGACGUUUAGAGAUGCCGGGAAAAGUGGUGGGAGGAAGAAUGAGAUGGGUGCAACGACGUCGGAUACGGUUGGGAGAAGAGCAGCGAAGAAGAGGGAGCCGUCGCUGGGCCAGGAGGAGCUGAACCGGCGGGUGGAGGCGUUCAUCAAAAACUUCAACGAGGAGAUGCGGCUGCAGCGGCAGGAGUCCCUCAAUCGCUACAGAGAGUUGCUCCGGGCCGGAGGAGUCGUUUCGUUUUGAGUUCACCGGAGGAGGAUUCUGAAUUAUGGUUAUAGACUAGUUAUAGUUAGUAGACGUGUAGUCUUUCUCAAACCAAACGGAAUUGAGAUUAUCCCUCCCUGCUUAAAUUACCCGAUAAAAAAUAAAGAUUGUAA